UCACAUCUAGUUGUUGUUUUGGAAUUAUUGCGUUUUGUUUUGCUACCGGUUUGCGUACAUUAAUAAUCAAUUCUGCGUUUUAUAUCAGUAAAACAUGCAGAUGUCUGAGUUAAAAAGCGGGUUUAUAUUUGUAAACUAGGCCUUGCGGGACCUCGGUCUUUCUCGCGGAUUUCAGCCGGGAUGAUGCGCAUGGUUCUCGGUUAAAAAGGCGACACUCCACACUCGAUGCCAAAUGGAGGAAAGUACCAGGUGCCGGGUUUAACUGCAGCGUAAGCCUAGAGGAUUUUCCCAUGUGUACCUUGUUUGGGUGAAUGUGGCACAUACUGGAAUUCUGACUGAGUUUCACUCAUCGACCUGGACCAUUGUAUACGUCCACACUUUAAAACCAAGGACACUGUGGUGCCUCAACAAGAUCAAGCUGAAUCAUUUCUUUCUGCUGAAAUAGUCUGUCCACCACUUCAGUAUGGCGUCUGUUCCUGUGUACUGUUUGUGCCGACUUCCUUACGAUGUCACACGCUUUAUGAUUGAGUGUGAUGUUUGUCAAGAUUGGUUUCAUGGAAGUUGUGUUGGAGUGGAAGAGGAUAAAUCAGCAGAUAUUGACCUGUAUCACUGUCCUAACUGUCAAGUGACACAUGGACCCUCUGUCAUGCGUAAGCGACGUGGAACCUCUAAGCAGUCUGAUGGCUCGGGAAGCAGGAGAGAUUCAGGGCGACCUGUAAAGACAGGCAGUGCCCAGUUUGUCAGGGAGUUACGGAGCCGCAAUUUUCCAAGUGCUGAUGAUGUUCUACUAAAGCCGACUGGAGCUCAGCUCACUGUCGACUUCCUGGAGGAGCGCUCCUUCAGCGUUCCAGUGCUGGUUUUAAGAAGGGAUGGACUGGGCAUGAGUCUGCCCCCUGCGUCUUUCUCUGUGUCUGAUGUGGAGCAUUAUAUCGGUAGCGAGAAAGAAAUCGAUGUGAUUGACGUGAUCCGGCAGGCAGACCUGAAGAUGAAACUUGGGGAAUUUGGUGAAUAUUAUAACAGCCCCAACAGAGACAGAGUGCUUAAUGUUAUAAGCCUGGAAUUUUCAGAUACCAGGUUAUCUAACCUGGUCGAGACACCAAAGAUUGUAAGAAAGCUAUCAUGGGUGGAAAACCUCUGGCCAGAGGAGUCAGUGUUCGAGAGGCCGAAUGUACAGAAAUACUGCCUCAUGGGCGUGAAGGACAGCUACACAGACUUCCACAUCGAUUUUGGUGGAACUUCUGUGUGGUACCAUGUGCUACGGGGUGAGAAGAUAUUCUACCUAAUCCGCCCAACACCUGCUAACCUGGCACUGUUUGAGUGCUGGAGUUCUUCCUCCAAUCAGUAUGAGCUCUUCUUUGGGGACCAAGUAGACAUGUGCUACAAAUGCUCACUCAAGCAGGGAAAUACUCUCUUUAUCCCAACUGGGUGGAUCCAUGCAGUUCUUACUCCUGUUGACUGCCUGGCGUUUGGUGGAAAUUUCCUUCACAGCCUCAGCAUCGACAUGCAGCUUCGAGCAUAUGAAAUAGAGAAGAAACUGAGCACCGCAGACCUGUUUAAGUUCCCUAACUUUGAGACGGUGUGCUGGUACGUUGGCAAGCACCUGCUCGACACCUUCAGAGGUCUGAGGGAAAAUCGCCGUCAUCCUGCCUCUUAUCUGGUCAAUGGAGCCAAGGCUCUAAAUAAUGCUUUUCGAACCUGGACACGCAAAGAGUCCUUGGUAGACCAUGAGGAUGAGAUUCCAGAAAACAUUAAUACUCAACAGCUGGUGAAAGACCUUGCAAGAGAGAUUCGGCUUGUAGAGGAUAUUUUCCAGCAUAACAUAAACAGAAGUGGAGCUCCCUUCGGUGGACCACAGGCCCCUCCAACUCUUCACCCCAAAGCACCAUUAACCACUCCCCUCACCUCCGGCAGACCCCCAGGUAAAAAGCGAGGCCCCAAACCCAAGGACGGGGUCGGAGGUGGGGGCGUCGGUCCUCCUGGGGUCAAGAAAAAGGGACAGAAGAUUAAGAUGGAGGCAGGAGAGUUAGAUCUGCUAGAGAUCCAUACUAAACACACCAUGAAGAAAUUUCAGCCAGGAAAUAAAGCCAAGAACAAAAGCAAGAUGGAGCUUUCUGGUGCCUGUGAAGAGGACUUUGAAGGGAAAAUCAAUAAGAGCAAGCUCAAACUGGUUCUGACCAAUGGCAAGAUACAAGGGAAAAAGGGGGGACGCUUAGGCAGCACUAAUGGUGCAGGUCACACCGCUCAGUUCCAGCCUCUAACAAGCAGCUCGGCUCUGUCUUCAGACUUUGACUCUGAAGAUGAGCUCCAGAUUGAUGAAAGUCCCCCACCUCGCCGCAGGCCAUCCCUACCUAGCAAAAAGAAACUGCCUGUUGGUCUUCCCAGGAAGCUACCACGAGCCAAACCGUGCUCUGACCCACACAGAGUCAGAGAGCCUGGUGAGGUGGAUUUUGACAUUGAAGAGGACUACACGACAGACGAAGAGAUGAUUAAUGUGCAGGGAAUAAAGGCUGGAGCAGGAGGAAUUCUGGAUUUGCUUAAGGCCAGCAAACAGGUGGCUGGUCUUGACCGGGGUCUCAGCGAGGAAGCACCAGCCUCUCCCAGUACCCGCGAUGCUAUCCAAGGCAUGCUGUCCAUGGCCAAUCCCCCUUCUUCUUCAUCCUCUUCCUCCUCCUCCUCCUCUUCCUCUUCUUCAUCCUCCUCUCCGCUGUCUAUGUCUGGAGAGGGCGAGAGGCUGGGGGCCAUGAAGAACAAAGUCAGGAGGGCGAUGUGGGCCGGUGCUGCAGAAAAGAAGACUGAGAAGAGAACCACCAUUCAGAGGCCAGGCAAGCGAACCAUCAAACGGCCUAAACACCUCAGCGACGAGGACAGCACGGAUGAGCAGGAGACGCUGGGCACCUGUUUCAAAGACUCAGACUAUGUGUACCCUUCCUUAGAGUCUGACGAGGAGGAUCACACAAAGUCCAAAAUGAAAAGAAAAAGGAACUGGGAUGAUACACCAUGGAGCCCUAAAGCUCGAGUGACUCCCACACUGCCUAAGCAGGAACGGCCGGUGCGGGAGGGUGUCCGGGUCGCCUCGGUGGAGACCGGUCUCGCUGCAGCUGCUGCCAAACUGGCACAACAGGAGCAGCAGAAAACCACGACUAAGAGAAAAUACACGAAAAAGAAGAUCCCUCAAGAGAAAGUACACCCAGCAACUUCUCACCUCCAGCUGCAGCCAGAUUCUGGCCCGAUGUCGCCUCCACUGCCCUCUGAGCCUCCAUUGGACUGUAUCACAGAGGAGAGACGAGUCGAGACAUACUCAGCCAGCCUGCUGGACCAUGAAUACACAGCAGGACCGGGCCCUUUUGGCCCAGGUGGCCCCAGGGGAAGCGCUGCCAUGGCUCCAGGCGUGUUCCUUACCUCCAGGCGACCUUCUCUUUCCCCACAGAACAGCAGCAGCUACUCUCCGUCUGCACCCUCACCCGCCGGGAUGGCAAGCCCCGGGGCUGCUGGGGCAGGACAAGGAAAACGUCCAAAGAAAGGACUUGCCACAGCUAAACAGAGACUGGGGAAGAUUUUAAAAAUACAUCGCAACGGCAAGCUUCUUCUGUAAAGGACGCUGGGAAAGGUGAGAGUUUGUGAUCUGCUCAGGAGCAACGGAAAAGUGGGAAUAACCGAUUCGCUGAAGGAUGUGGAAGAGCGUUGCAGCUGUGUGACUGUAUUUGAGGAAAAAAGAGCGAGAAAGACUGAUUUUACUGUUAUGAUUGUGACUGUUGUGACUGUUUUAUGUAAAAUAUUCUAUUUGUCAUUUUAAAGCUCAAUACCUCCUUUUUUUAGCAUGCGUUUUUAUUACUCGUUUAUUUAACUUUUAGUUAUCGUCUUCAAUUAAUGUCCUAUUACGUUUUGUUUGCAUUUUGUAAGAAUAUAGAAGCUCUUCAGCACUUGCGGGGCUCCAGUCUUCAUCGCUGUAAUAUUAUUUAUAGACUGCUUAUUAGAUAUGUAAAUUGGUUGAAUUGUAAACUAGAUGUUUGCGGUCAGUAGCAGUGAAUUAUGAAGCUCUGUUUUUUCUACUUUAACAAAGGUUUUCAUUUUCAUGUGAUGAUAAAGCCUGGACAGUAAGUCGCAGGCAGGAGUGGUCGAUACGCCGAGAAGUGUAUGCCAUCCAUUAGUUUUUGUAACGCCAGCAAAAGUCUGUGAUUUGUUUGUGACAAACUGUUAAAUAAAAAAAAUAGAUUAAAUAAAAGGACAGUUUUUAGUAAAAAGUUGAAUUAAAAAUGCAGGUGGCCUAGUGUUGACAUUGACAGCAAUACCUUCAGACGUACUUUGUGAUUAUUAACAACAUCCCUGUAUUGACCCCCACCCCCAUGUGCAAUCAAUUAAAAUAAUUGAUAUAUGACAAGGCAAGAUUUACUCUCAGCCAUACGGACGUUUUUCUUUUAGACACUGCAACAGUAAAAUAGUUCUAAAUUCUUACAUACAGUUAAUGAUUGAUGUCUUUAUUAAGUGUCAAAGCCCAAAGCUACAUUCGAGUUGUUAGGCUGAGCUCGAAUUGCCAGUGAAAAUCCAGGCGGGUCUAAAAUGACUCUCAUCUGGCCUUUAGGCUAGCAAAGCUUUCUAAAAAGUCUUGGAUCGUUUUGAGAUUCCACAUAGGAAUUUAGAGUAUGAAUAGAGAGAAGAAUAGAUAAUAAGUUUGUUCAGGAGUCUGUUGUGCAUACAAGGACGUUUUUGCCAUCCAUCAGAAAACAUUCAUAUUUGUUGCUGAUUUGUCACAGACAGUGAGCUGGUGUUUGCCCCACAUGAUUAGUAGACUUGCAUUAAAAAAAAUGCUUUUCUUCAUAAUACUGUCUGGGUUUGCCUUCCUGUCUCCAUCUUAAACACAGUGGCUUACGAAUAUCUUAGUAGCUGCAAUUGUUUAAUAUUCUUUUAAUUUUUUCAUCAAUCUACUGCUGAAAUUAUUAGUCUUCAAGUUUAAACAUACCAAAGGUUUGUUACACUGUCUAGCAAUUAUUGUGACACUUGUUAGCUUUUGCUGUAGUAAAUAAGUACAUGUAGUAAAUAAUAUUUGCACAGUCUUUACUGUGAUUUUUGUUUCUUACAUGCACCAUUCAAAUUUUUACUGAAAACGCAGCUCUUUGGGCGCUCGGGUGGCACAGCAAUAAAACAUGCUAACCCACCCCAUCUCAGCUCUGCUAUCGGCUGGCUAUGUAUUGGAGAGUAGUGUGUGACUCUGCAUACUGAUCCCUGUUAACCUGUUAACCUGAUUUGUGCAAGUGAAAAGAAGCGCCUGGCUUAUACACACACGUUUGAUGGGGCUGUGUGUUAAGUACAGCCCUCCUCAGUCAGGGUAGGGUCUAGGGUCUAUGACUAGAUUAUGAGAAAAGGGAAUAAAUGCAUUAAUUUUGUAUACUAUUUGAAGAAAAAAAGUAUCUGAAAGAAAUGCUAGCUGUCAUUAAUUAAGCCUAAAACAAUCUUCUAUACCACUGGUCAAAGAAAUAGAAACCACACUUGUGUGGCACAACCAGCAAAUAUAAAAGCCUGUUUUUGAUGGAUGCCGAAAAAGUCCUUCUGUACCUAACUUUUGUCCGAAUUUAAAUUAGUUUUAAACCUACAUUUUUGUUUUAUCUUGUAAAUAUAGUCCACUGAUGUUGAAUAUGUUUUUGUUUUGUGUCUUACACAAUUUAAUGUGUACCAUGCAUCAUCUAAACACAAUCUCUAUCAUAAAAUAUUUAGCUUUUAGUUCUGGUUCAGCAUUUGCUGACUUUCGGUUAUGUGGAUAGGACUAGAACUGAGCGGAGAACGAUUCUGUUUUGUAGAUCUGGAUAAAAGAAAUAAAUUUCACUGUGAAUGUUUUUUUUUUUUCUGCCAGCACAAUAAUCCUUCCCGACAUUAGUGGACACAUUAUGUACAGAAAAGUUGGUAAUAAAUUUGCAGUCAUAUUUCUUCCUAAGAGAUGAACGUUCUCCUUUCUCACCUUUAUGCUAAAGAUCUCGAGUGCUCACGUCUCACUGCUUGUUUUUAAUGUAUUGUUUUACGAUAGUCUUGUAACAUUUCUACUGAUUAAUAUUAGCUUUGUAAAUAUCUAUUUUUUUAGUCAUCCGGCGCGGUCAGUAGGAUGUCUCGAUGUUGUCCAGCUCUUAGUUUCCUUCAUGUGCAUUCAUGUAUUUCUGUGUAGUUUCAUCAGGAGUGGUGUGGUACUCUAGUAAAACUCUGCUAAUGCAUUUAAACCUGAAUUAGUCUGGUGUGAUGACCGGUUUGAAGGGGUAUUGAGGUUUAGUGUACAUAACUGGUGUCGUUUUUAUAGUUACAAUGAGAGGUGUCUUGCAUUUAAAUCUUAACAUGUAUAAAGACACGUUAAUGUGAGAGUUUCAUGGCAAGCUGUUUACUUUUGUUUUUUUCCACAUUGUUGAGGUUAUAUGAAGUUGAUGUUUCUCAUUUUGUCUUUAUUAUUCCUUUACUGCUUUCCCUGUCAAUAGUACACAUGUACUGUAAUGUUCAUACAUUUUCCCUUUUAUGGAUCAGUUGAACAUCGGCUUUUUUAACUAAAAUCUGUCUUUUCAGAUAUUUUAUUUCCAUUCAUACUCUCAUAAAAAGGGUGCUAAACUGGGGUUAAGUUCAGGGCAUCAAGUAUGAAAAAAUUAUCGUUUUCCUCGUAUAAAUAUUCUAAAAAAGGAAGUAAAACUGGCACCAUCAACAAAUGAAUACUGCCUCAAGUAAACACUUGAUAAAUACUGUGGAAUAAUUAAUUGGCAUUCCUAAAGUUCAUAGAAAUUGAUGAUUAUUACUUACAAACGCUUUAUCUGGAUCUAAAAUUAAACAUGCCUGCAAGCCAGUAGAAUUGAUUGACGACAUGCAAUUCUACUACUUUACCUGCAGAUGUCGCCAAAACAGCAACGAAGCAAGUUGACAUCUGGUGACAUCUACUGGUAAACAGUAGAUUUGGCAUGUUUAUGUGAAAAACUGCUGGGUUUUGCAACAAGAUUUGUUCCAAAGAAACCUUUGUAUGAUGAAACCAAAUACCCUAUUAAUGCUUAGUAUAGUUGCUACUUAACCAUGUUGAUACUUAACCAUGGUGGUGUACUCUAGGCCAAGUCCAUUAUACUAUUAGAGAAUCAGCCUUGUGGUCGACCACUUAAAUUAGUGUUCGCUAAAGACUCCUGUUGUACCUUUCAAUACAAAAAUUUCCAUCAGCUUAAGAAUGGAAAAUGUCCCAGCAUGGUACCGUUUCUUUUCUGGCAGUGCCUUGGAUACUGUGACUGUAAAGUCUGAUAACCAGUACCAGAGUAAAAAACGACAGCUUAAUUUGCGGCUAUUUAUUUUCUUCUAAAGUUGCUGUUGGCCGCCUUCUAUUUCAAAUGAUUGGGUUGUGCUUAAAAAGGGUAAGAUUAUAAAAUACUGUAAAUGAAAUGGAAAAUGUUCAGGCAGACCAGUACAUCUAAAACUGUUCAUUUUUAAUUUUGUAAUUCAAGGCCAAUUAAACAUUGCAAUGUUAUGUGUUGAUCUUGUGAUGACCUCUGUCUUAGGUGUGUGACCUCUUUCCAGUAUAUCCAUUUCCUGUGUUUGUCUUGGAUUAAACAACACUGUUCCUCUCAGGGUUUAUUUUCUAUCUGUAACACCAUUUAUGAUGGAAUUCAACAUUACAAAGCAUCACUUGUAUGUCACGUGUACACUGUCACCACUUUAAAGACAUUUGUAAAUUCAAUCCAUGGCAUCUUGGUUAUCGGACACAUUGGUUUUGUGUAAGCCAGCUGAUGUCUCUCACCGUCUGUUUUUUUGAAAGCUCAAUUUUUCAAACAAGCUUAAUUAAAGAAUAUUUUUUAAAGUUG
Trichomycterus rosablanca is the source of this 7802-nucleotide messenger RNA. RefSeq names its product PHD finger protein 8 (gene phf8). Bases 464 to 3592 code for a protein of 1042 amino acids. Gene Ontology annotation, molecular function: histone demethylase activity; transcription coregulator activity. The record is from RefSeq and is a predicted model, not a curated record. Gene Ontology annotation, biological process: regulation of transcription by RNA polymerase II; protein demethylation. NCBI's taxonomy places the organism in Eukaryota, Metazoa, Chordata, Actinopteri, Siluriformes, Trichomycteridae. The transcript is spliced from 22 exons.